AUGGCCUCUGUCUCGCCCGCCCCCGCCUUAAGUGGGCUUGAAAAUGCUCUUGGAAAAGGAGCAAAGCUCCGGGAUAUCUUCCUUUGGAGCAUGCUGGUGGUUGUGUUCGUCUUUGUCGCCACCGUGCUGCUGCUGUGGUUCCGCGCGUGGCUCAAAUAUAGCCUGAGCGCGCCUUCUGGCGCGAGUCCCGGCAGCGAAGCCGGCUAUGUGAGCACAGCUCGAGCCCCGGCUGAUGAAAUGUAUGCUGACCGCUGCUGCGACUUCGUUUAG
Penicillium alfredii is the source of this 270-nucleotide messenger RNA. RefSeq lists its product as uncharacterized. Lineage: Eukaryota; Fungi; Ascomycota; Eurotiomycetes; Eurotiales; Aspergillaceae. The transcript has 2 exons. Bases 1 to 270 code for a protein of 89 amino acids. The record is from RefSeq and is a predicted model, not a curated record.